CGCUGACGGGGCCAAACGGCUCCGAUGCAUAUAUAACCCAUUGCUGCGCACGAAAAGUCACUUCGUGCUUUGAGGCACAACAGUCAUUUAUAUAUCACUUCCUCCUUCUGACAAGUUGCGCCCAGCGCCUUGUCGCCCAGCCUCUCCGAUCGGAAGGCCACUACUUCGUCCUCCUUCGUUGAUUGCGUGACCCCGGACUCGGAGCUUUGCAAAGAUGCUGCGCUUCUCGGAGAACCUGCCCCAGGGCACCGAUAAGGAGUUCCUGAUGGGCAGCCGCUUCACCAAGGAGUCGGGCCUGACCCCUAAGGUUAUCUACCGCAACCUGGCCCCUGCUCAGCUUUAUGAGCUGGCCCUUGCCUUCGAGCCCGGCACCCACAUCGCCUCCAGCGGUGCCCUGAUCGCUAUGUCGGGCGAGAAGAUGGGCCGCAGCCCUAAGGACAAGCGUGUGGUGCGCGACCCCGAGACCGAGAAGGACCUGUGGUGGGGCGCCCACUCCCCCAACUACGUGAUGGACGACAGGACUUUCCUGACCAACCGCGAGCGCGCCGUUGACUACCUGAACACCCUGGAGCGUGUGUUCGUCGUUGACGCCUUCGUGAACUGGGACCCCGCCAGCCGCCUCAAGGUCCGUGUCGUGACCAGCCGCGCCUACCACGCGCUGUUCAUGCACAACAUGCUCAUCCGCCCCACCGCGGAGGAGCUCAAGGACUUCGGCGAGCCCGACUUUGUGAUCUACAACGCCGGUGCUUUCCCCGCCAACAAGUACACCAACUACAUGACGAGCCAGACCUCGAUCGACCUGAGCCUGAAGCACAAGGAGAUGGUCAUCCUCGGCACCAUGUACGCUGGCGAGAUGAAGAAGGGUGUCUUCACGCUGAUGCACUACCUGAUGCCCAUGCAGGGCAAGCUGUCGCUGCACUCCGGCUGCAACGUCGGCUCUGCCGGCGAUGUGACCCUGUUCUUCGGCCUGAGCGGCACCGGCAAGACCACCCUGUCGGCUGACCCCAAGCGCCCCCUGAUUGGUGAUGACGAGCACGUGUGGUCCGACACCGGUGUGUUCAACAUCGAGGGCGGCUGCUACGCCAAGUGCAUUGGCCUCAAGGCCGAGACUGAGCCUGAGAUUUGGAACGCCAUCAAGUUCGGCACCGUCCUGGAGAACGUCAUCUACGACCCGCUCACCCGCCAGGUGGACUACGAGUCGGACAAGCUGACUGAGAACACCCGCGCCUCGUACCCCGUGGAGUACAUUAGCAACGCGCACAUUCCCUGCGUGGGCGGCCACCCCAAGAACGUUGUGCUGCUGGCUUGCGAUGCCUUCGGCGUGCUGCCCCCCGUCAGCCGCCUGACCCUGGAGCAGGCCAUGUACCACUUCAUCAGCGGCUACACCGCCAAGGUUGCUGGCACUGAGGUCGGCGUGAAGGAGCCCUCGGCCACCUUCAGCGCCUGCUUCGGCUCUGCUUUCCUGAUGCUCCACCCCUACAAGUACGCCACCAUGCUCGCCGACAAGAUGUCCAAGCACGGCACCACCGCCUGGCUGGUCAACACCGGCUGGACCGGCGGCAAGUACGGCGUGGGCAAGCGCAUCAGCCUCAAGUACACCCGCGCCAUCAUUGACGCCAUCCACAGUGGCGAGCUCGACAAUGCCGAGUACAUCACCACGCCGCUGUUCGGCCUGCAGGUGCCCAAGGCCAUUAGCGGUGUGCCCGCUGAGAUCCUGGCGCCCGAGAACGUGUGGCCUGACAAGAACCAGUUCGCCGCCACCCUCAACCUGCUCGGCCACAUGUUCGUCAAGAACUUCUCGCACUUUGCCGAUGGCGACUCGUUCGUCGGCGCCGAGAUGGCAGCUCGCAUUCUCACCGGCGGCCCCAAGCCGCUGCCGGAGGAGGAGGUGACCAAGGGAGGCUUCGCCGCCCUGUCGGCCGCUGCCCCUGCCGUCCAGGCGUAAAUCUGCUGGCGUUGGCAAUUUGUUUGAGGAGGCGGUUGCUUGCGCGGCCGUUUCCCUCUGGCCGCGGUUGUGUAGCAGCGUUCGCAGCUUAAGGAGGCAGAAUGGUCCUGCAGAGUUGUGCAUUUUUGUGCGUGCUGCGUGGCUAUAGCCGGAUUGAGGUGCGGGUGUUGUUUGCCAUUUGCGGCGGCUUGAGGCUUGUGGGCAUGAGCGCAUGUUAACGUGACGAGUCAACGCCCGAUUGCAUUUUUCUUGGUUGAGCGACGUUGAUCGCCUUCUGAUAGUGACCGAACUAGGCAUCGAUGUCAGGGGCGGAACUGCAAUAGGUCAGGACGAAACGGUAUGAUGGUGCCGCACGUUUGUCGCACAUUCGCUUUAAUAUAAACCGGUUUACAACAAUUCCCGUUGUCUGUAUUGCGUCGCAGGGGGUUGUUCGCCCUUGUUGCGUAUGAGGGCUUGGGAAUCGAGUCAUGUUGUUGGUUUAUUACCAAUCCCUUGCGGCGCCGGUGCUCUGGUGGUUGCUUGCUCCUAUGUUUGCGCCUUGUGCGUGACGGGAGUCUUGGCUGCGGCGUAGCCAAGCCUCGCUGUUCCUUCCUCCGCGCCUCGGCCCGCGCAGUAGCGGGAGGGGGUUUUGCUGGGCUGGGUCAUUGACGGCUUGCGCGCGUGCGUUGGGGCAGAGGCUGGAGGUGUGGGACGAGAGGGGCCUGUACGAGGCAUCAAGUCCCUAGCCGCAACCAGCACUGCCAUUUUGUCAAUCUUGCUGCUUGUAUGCGAUGUGCAGGUGUUGAGCUGUGAAGCUAUUUUCUGGAUAUAUGUUUCAUGUUUAUGUUUUACACUAAAACCCCGGUUCAAUUGAAUCGACACCCGCCUAUCUGGUGGCCUAUUUGUAGGCCGAGCUUGUAACAAAAUACGCAAUAAGCAAUAUGACUGCAGCAGAAAGGUAUUGCAUAGCCUAAGGACUAGCAUAAACAUGAAACAUUCCGAAUACUAAUCUUUGUUAUUAGCUUGUCCACACAGUUAUGAAACCUAUCAUUA
Molecule: messenger RNA, 2977 nt
Organism: Astrephomene gubernaculifera
Lineage: Eukaryota; Viridiplantae; Chlorophyta; Chlorophyceae; Chlamydomonadales; Astrephomenaceae
Source: the annotation of a GenBank genome assembly